This is a messenger RNA of Cotesia congregata, 1278 nucleotides long. The record is from the annotation of a GenBank genome assembly. NCBI's taxonomy places the organism in Eukaryota, Metazoa, Arthropoda, Insecta, Hymenoptera, Braconidae.
AGAGCCGAUCUUGCUGUGGCUUCUAUGACUAUUAAUUAUGCUAGAGAAAGUGUUAUUGACUUUACGAAGCCGUUCAUGAAUCUUGGAAUUGGAAUACUUUUUAAGGUACCAUCCAGCCAGCCUACUCGACUGUUUUCCUUCAUGAAUCCGCUGGCUGUUGAAAUAUGGCUCUACGUUCUGGCAGCGUAUAUGCUCGUCAGCUUUACACUCUUCGUAAUGGCCCGCUUCAGCCCUUAUGAAUGGAACAAUCCCCAUCCUUGUUUAGCCGAGAGUGACGUCAUCGAGAACCAGUUCAAUGUCAGCAACAGUUUCUGGUUUAUCACCGGGACCUUUUUGCGACAAGGAAGCGGCCUUAAUCCCAAGGCCACCAAACGCGCGCCUUCUCGACUCUUCUCAUUUAUGAACCCUCUCGCUGUAGAGGUCUGGCUAUCGAUGCUGGGUGCAUAUGUUGUAGUUUCCAUGUCAAUUUGGAUUGUGGCGCGUCUUUCACCUUAUGAAUGGGUAGAACCGCCGCCAUGUCCGAGCUGCAAGUGCCCUCUGCAGGGCAGUCAUGUCAGCGCCUUAGAGCCAGAUAGCGAUGACAUCCCCUUACCGAAAACGGUCAACGACUUCAGUCUCUCCAACAGCUUUUGGUUCACAGUCGGCUCUCUUAUGCAACAAGGAAGUGAUCUCAACCCUAAGGCAACUAGCACGAGAAUAGUAGGAGGAAUCUGGUGGUUCUUUACCCUCAUUAUUAUAUCAUCAUACACGGCGAAUCUUGCUGCAUUUUUAACGGUCGAGAGAAUGAUAACUCCCAUUGAAAAUGCAGCCGAUCUUGCUGAACAAACCGAAAUAUCCUACGGAACACUCGAAGGUGGAAGCACGAUGACAUUUUUUCGGGAUUCCAAAAUAGGGAUUUACCAGAAAAUGUGGCGAUUUAUGGAAGCAAAAAGGUCUUCAUUAUUCGUGUCUUCGUAUGAAGAAGGAAUAAAAAGAGUGUUGGAGGGAAACUAUGCAUUUCUUAUGGAAUCGACGAUGCUCGACUAUGCUGUUCAGCGAGACUGCAACCUUACACAAAUUGGUGGUCUACUAGAUAGCAAAGGAUACGGAAUAGCUACUCCAAAAGGCUCUCCGUGGCGGGACAAAAUAUCCCUCGCUAUUCUCGAGUUACAGGAGAAAGGCGUGAUACAAAUUCUCUACGACAAGUGGUGGAAAAACACCGGAGACGUAUGUAACAGGGAUGAAAAGAGCAAGGAAAAUAAAGCAAAUGCACUUGGAGUCGAGAACAUUGAAAGGUGA